Molecule: messenger RNA, 2469 nt
Organism: Prorocentrum cordatum
Lineage: Eukaryota; Dinophyceae; Prorocentrales; Prorocentraceae
Source: the annotation of a GenBank genome assembly
CCCGCUCCUUCUCCCAUUCGUCCCACUCCUCAGCCAGCUCCGUCCCCAAAUUCCGCUCCGUCUCGCCCUCAUCCUCCACGCCCUCCAGGAGAAGUGCGAAAGGGAAAGGGGAGGAGCACGUUGGUAUGUUGAAUUGGUGUGCCUACCACCUGUGUUCACGUUUGCCGAUCUGGCCAUCUCAUCGGCCCGCCAUUUCAAGCACUGCACGUACGUGGCAAGCCGCUGCCUCAGUUAACGGCCCUCCUGGGCCUGAGUUACGUCAAGGACGGCACGGACGGCAUGGCAUGGCUAUCACAACGAGGUGGGCCUAUCAAGGUGCGCAUCACCGAGGCGUCCCGACUGCCGUCCUCAUCUCGAUAGCCUCCCAUGCAGUAUCAGCUUAUUGGCGUUUCGGCCAAUUGGCCGAUUGUGAUAAGUUUUGUCCUUGGUAUUGAUCCUCUUAACCAUAUCGUGUCCGUUUGGCCUUUAUUGCGGCUUAUUUCUCCGCCGUUGCCAGACAUUGAAAGCCACCGUGAGUGGACCGCACGCGUGUGGACUAUGAUGGCGCGCCGCGUACCGUGGGUGCCUCCAGUGGCCAACUACUAGCGCUAUCAGAGUCAUCAAUCAAGCGGCCCGCGGCAAGUCCUGCCGCUGUGCCAGCCCAACAUGGUCGAGACGAAGCUGGCGCCCGAUACCAUCAUCUACAGUGCUGGCAUCUGCGCAUGCGAGAAAGGUCAGCAGUGGCAGCAGGCCCUGUCGCUGCUCAGCGACAUGGUCGAGACGAGGCUAGAGCCCACUGCCAUCAGCUACAACGCUGGGAGGAACGUUGGCGAGAAAGGUCAGCAGUGGCAGCGUGGCAGCGGGCCAUGUCGCUGCUCAGCCGCAUGAUCGAAACGAAACCUGUGCCGGAUACCAUCGUCUACAAUGCUGGGAUGAGCGUUUGCAAGAAAGGUUAGCAGUAGCAGCGGGCCCUGUUGCUGCUCAGCGUCAUGGUCGAGACGCAGCUGGAGCCCAAUACCAUCAUCUACAACGCUGGGAUCAGUGCAUGCGAGAAAGGUCGGAAUUUGCAGCAGGCCCUGUCGCUGCUUGACGAGAUGGUCGAGACAAAGCUGGAGUCCAGUGCUUGGAUGAGCGCUUGCGUGAAAGGUCAGCAGUGGCAGCGGACCCUGUCGCUGCUUGACGAGAUGGUCGAGACGAAGCUGGAGCCCACUGCCAUCAGUUACAACGCUUGGAUCAGCGCAUGUGAGAAAGGUCAGCAGUGGCAGCGGGCCAUGUCGCUGCUCAGCUGGAUAGUCGAGACGAAACUUGAUGUCCAUACCAUAAUAUGCAAUGCUUGGAUCCGUGCUUGCAGAGAGGUCAGCAGUAGCAGCAUGCCCUGUCGCUGCUCAGCGAGAUGGUCGAGACGAAGAUGGAGCCCGUUGUCAUCAGCUAUCGUUCUGGGAUGAACGCUUGCGAGAAAGGUCAGCAGUGGCAGGAUUUGGAGGUUGACCUUUCGUUUCCAGGCAAAACCAAGUCAUACCCCGCGCCUCCACGUCACGCAGUUCGACUGUUGCGGGCCGCCCCGCGAAAGUCGUCACACAUUGGACCAUAUUGGCCGUAUUGGAUGCCAGCCCGCACGACGAAGACCUUGGGGUUCUCUUAGCAUCUUUGCGUCCAGAGUUGCACAGGGCCACGCGAGGAUUGUUUCCCAAGGCAUCCGAGUGCUGCCAGGCUUCCCUGUCCGGGGGGAUCCUAUGCGAAGAAAGCCCUUUGGCCCUAGCACCUUUCCGUCCAGACCCAGUUGCCUGGGCCUUUGCCCCGCCGUCUCCGGCUGAUCAGUCCGCCCUGGUCCCCUGGGAGGAUUCAGGUCGUACCGGCUGGUCGGGGGUUCGGGCUUGGAGCGGAUGUGGAUGGUCUGACUGCGGUCUGCCCUGUUCGGACAGGCUGGUUGACCCCAGGGCGGAUCCUUCCUCAAGUUCCCUUUUCCGCAUCCACAUGUGCCCCCUUUGGGCACUCCAGGUGCAAGGCGGGUCGCCUCCAUUCCUCCUGCUAUGCUUGGAGCCAGCUCCGUCCCCAAAUUCCGCUCCGUCUCGCCCUCAUCCUCCACGCCCUCCAGGAGAAGUGCGAAAGGGAAAGGGGAGGAGCACGUUGGUAUGUUGAAUUGGUGUGCCUACCACCUGUGUUCACGUUUGCCGAUCUGGCCAUCUCAUCGGCCCGCCAUUUCAAGCACUGCACGUACGUGGCAAGCCGCUGCCUCAGGUAACGGCCCUCCUGGGCCUGAGUUACGUCAAGGACGGCACGGACGGCAUGGCAUGGCUGUCACAACGAGGUGGGCCUAUCAAGGUGCGCAUCACCGAGGUUGACGUCGCGAAGAAGCAGAUCAAGGUGUCGCAGCUGGAGCCCCUGAGCAAUCAGAAGGUCAACGCUGAACUCUCCAAGAGGACUCGGAAUUGCUGGGACGGUCGGCCCCUGCUCAAGUGUCGCGUUCGAGCUGCGCGGAGGAGGAGAAGG